GGAAUCCCACGUGACGUCACCCCGGGGUGACGUUAUGCUUCUCUAAAUAGAUCGUAUUGUAAUCUUUUCUCAGUCCAACGUGGUUUCUUCUGAGAGGCUGCUUCACAUUUCCAACACUUGUUUGUUUUAUGAGACGUUGGCCAGAGUGAUGAACUCAGACCAGGAAAGGCCUUUCAUGUGCAAUGCUCCUGGCUGUUCUCAGCGAUUCCCCACGGAGGACCAUCUGAUGAUACAUCGACACAAACAUGAGAUGACACUUAAGUUCCCCUCCAUAAAGAACGACAGCAUGUUAUCAGACCAGACGCCCACACCAACGCGUUUUUUGAAGAACUGUGAGGAGGUGGGAUUGUUUAAUGAACUGGACUGCUCCAUUGAACAGGAAUUUUGCAAAGCCCAAGAAGAAGAGGACAGUAAACAGAAUAUCCCAAUUCAUGGCCCAGCAGGCCAAGGCCAGCACCAGCAGUCUCUCUCACGGAUGGCCAGUCAUGAUACCAGCAUAGUGAUCCAGCAGGCCCUGCCCUCUCCUCAGUCCAGCUCCGUCAUCACGCAGGCUCCAUCUACAAAUAGACAGAUAGGGCCAGUCCCCGGCUCUCUGUCCUCGCUACUGCACCUACGGAACAGACAGAGACAGCCUCUGCCAGCCUCCAUGCCUGGAACCCUGCCAGACCCCACCAUGCCCGGCUCCUCGGCUGUGCUAAUGCCCAUGGAGAGACAAAUGUCCAUGGGUUCGAAUAUGAUGGGCAUGCAAAGCCCUGCCCACAGCAGCUCCUGCUCCUCCACUCACAUUCCCUCCAUGCACUCAGAAGCCAAACUGAGGCUGAAGGCUGCACUUUCGCACCACCACACUGCCAUCGCUAACGGGAACAUGAACUCCAUGGGCCACAUGAUGGAAAUGAUGUCAUCACGGCAGGACCAAAGCGCCCACCAUCACAUGCACUCACACUCACACCCGCACCAGCACCUGCAAGCUCCCCCCCACGCGUACCAGCACCACGGACACCACCACCACGGCCAGGCCCACGGCCAGGGCGGACACCACCACCCGCAGGGACACAAUCCCCAUCACAACUCUCACAACCCCCACCUCCAUCCCGGGCACCCACACCAGACCUCGCCGCACCCUCCCAUGCACUCUGCUUCCCAGAUGUCACCUGCAACCCAGCAGAUGCAGCCCACGCAGACGUUGCAGUCUCCGCCGCCCAGCGGUGGGCGACGUAGGCGAGUGCUGGAUGAGGAUCCGGACGAACGGCGGCGGAAGUUUCUGGAGCGAAACAGAGCAGCUGCCACAAGAUGCAGACAGAAGAGAAAAGUGUGGGUGAUGUCCUUAGAAAAGAAAGCAGAAGAGCUCACUCAGACCAACAUGCAGCUGCAGAAUGAAGUAACCAUGCUUAAGAAUGAGGUGACCCAACUCAAGCAGCUUCUGCUCACACAUAAGGACUGCCCCAUCACCACUAUGCAGAAAGAGUCCCAAGGUUACCUCAGUCCAGAGAGCAGUCCAGCAGGAAGUCCAGCUCCAGCAUGCUCCCAGCAGCAGGUCAUCCAGCACAACACCAUCACAACCUCCACCACGACUGUAGGGGGCAGCACUGUGCACGGACAGGCCAACCACCGCACAGACAUUAAUCCUAUCCACUAGGGACAAGAGUCUAUAAUUUCAGCUGCAGCCAUGACCCCCCCAUGACCAACCCCCACCCCCAACCUCCCCAGCUUUUUGAGGGUUAGCAGCUGCACAUGCCACCCCUUUCUUCAUCAAACAAACCUCAAAGGCCGGUGAGGCUGCUCUUUAUACAGUAGCUACAGUAUAUUUUUAUAAACCCACCCUAUUAAUGCAUAAAUGUUCUAUGAUUUGUUUCCUCUUGUUUUUCUGUCUGCUUCUAUUUGUGCUUGGCGGAAAGAGAAUUUUUGCUAAUAUUAUGCACCAUUUCUGUUGUGUAAUGGUACAAAACUGACCGUGGUGGUCGUGGAACCAGAGGAGAGAGACAUAAGCGUCAGACUGUCAUCUCUACAAACAGAUUUUACAUCUCUAUAUGCCUAAUGGACUGAAUAACAACUCAAAUCAUAAUCUGUGUGUCACAUGAGUGUCGUAUGCUGGGCAUCUGCAGCCUGUAUUACAUACAGAAACUGUGAUGCUGUUGCCAUGACGUUGAAAAGACAGGAAUAUGCAAGCAGGUAUAAUGACCAAUUUAUUUCCUAGAAACAUGUGCGAUUGUUAACAUUGUCCCUGUCAGCAGUAUUCUUAAAGAGCUUUAUGAUAUACAGCAUGGCUGUGAUAAUAUAUGAUCAAAUGGAAGCAAUACAUCACAGUAUUGAUCAUCCUCUCUACUGUGCGCCCACAUUAUGAUCAGAAUGGCCAAGAAUAAAUGAUGGUGUUUCAGCAACGGAAAUGUACACUGUGAUACCGGCGAGGCAGCUCAGGGUUUGAGACCAACUCCUCCGCUCUGCAGGACCAAGCUUUAAUCAUUGAUGCCUCUUUUCCUGUGUGUGUGUGUGCGCGUGUGCGUGCGUGCGUGUGUGUUGUGCAUUUGGAUCCAUGUUUUGGAUUCAAGCUCUAAAUGAACAUAGCAUUUAAUUUACAUGCGUUGGCCUAGUUUUGCAUGUGAAUAUUGUAUAUUUGUAUUUUUUACCUAAUUUCCUCUGCAGAACAAAGUUCAGCAGCUGUGUUAAAACAGAAAAAGAAGGAAGUGUGCGAAAAAGUGGAACAACUUGUAACCUAUUUUCUCUUUUUUUUUUUCUUUCAAGAACUGGCUUCCUUGAAGUGAUCAAUCCUUGGCAUGCUUUCCGAGAUGUCACAACGUGCCUGAAUCUUUUUUUAUUUUUUUUUAAUAUUUGCUGAGUUACUAUAGAAAACAACUUCUUUGAACCAGAUCUUUUUUCUUUUUCUUUUUUUUAAUGUUAUCUGUUAGUUUUCUCAUAGAUGUCUGUUGCAUGUAAAGCCAAAACUCCUUUGUAUCCUAGACGGAUAAAUGCCUGAUCUUAAAACUAAGCCUUCAAGCUUAAUACCUUCUCAUGUUGACUACAACUCCUCUUUCUUCCCUCUUCCCAGUGACCAGGAAUGUCAAUUUAUUAGCUUGAAGACCAUGAUGCACUGUGUUUUACAGUAGGAUGGGUGAAAUACAUUCCACUGACAGGUGGAGCGAUCGCAGAGCUGUCUAUGCACUUUGUCCUCUGUCAUCCCAGAGGGUAGAAUAGCCAUAUUAAGGUCAGAGUCAUUCUCAGUGAUCCCCAUCUUCACACACCAGCGAGAAACGUUACUGUGUUUGGCUUUUUUGGAGAGACUGUGCCUGGCUAGCAUCAUGGGAACCUAGAGCUGGUAUUGCAAUGCUCCAGUAAGGACCUAGCGCCAUUUUAUUUUUGUGCACUUAUCAGUUUGGAAAAGGUUUUCUUGUCAAGGAUAAAAGACAAUGAAAGUUUCUAUUCUCAUUCAUCCCAGUUUUGUGGGUGCAUUUGUAUUUUUUGAGUAACUUCUAAAUGUUGGAGCUUGUUGGAGUUGAAUAUGUAUGAUGAUGAUGAAUCAGAGAAAUUCUCUUAAAAAGGGCUUCGUUGUACCAACCUUCUGAACUAAAACUUGCCUUAUUUUUAGCCGUCAAAACCCGUUUUAGAUUAAACCAUUCCAAAUUAACUUUCUGCAUGUCAAAAAGGGUAAUUGACCUCAAAAUACUUUUAACUGGAAAAAUUGGGGAUCUUUAAGAGUUAUGGAGAUACUUGAUUUGUUGACAGUGGAUACCAGUUUAGAAAAAAAAGGGAAAACAAACAUUUGUUACUGUGUAGGCAAACAAAAAGGUCAGAUGGAAGUGCAGCGUGUGUGUGUGUGUGUGUGCGUGUGUGUGUGUAGAGUUGUGUGUGAGGUGGAGAACGAUUCCUGCUCAUUACGGUUGUUGAAAUUGUAUUAUUUUAAAAUCUAAAACUAUAAAUAUUGUACAUAAUAUCAUUAAUUUCUAUAACCCUGUACAUGUAAUGCAACCACCCUUCUUUUUGAAGGGAGUAUAAAUGUGUGGUACGUUUGUAAAUAAAGUUUUCACAGCACUUGUUGCCUUUUUGUUGUGUGUCGAGGCUCAUUCCAGCGCUUAAAUACCUUGUUGUUAUGUAAUGAACCGAUGAAUCCAUUCUUGCCUGCAUAACUUUGUACAUUUUCUAUGUCUAUGUGUGUAAUUACAUUGUCUCAUUUUAUUUUACAUUUGUACAGACUUCAAAGUAUCAUUGCAGCUACAUUACAGUAUGAAAAUAAAGCACUUGU
This is a messenger RNA of Cololabis saira (Pacific saury), 4234 nucleotides long. RefSeq names its product cAMP responsive element binding protein 5b (gene creb5b). The transcript is spliced from 11 exons. The record is from RefSeq and is a predicted model, not a curated record. Gene Ontology annotation, molecular function: DNA-binding transcription factor activity, RNA polymerase II-specific; cAMP response element binding. The coding region runs from base 149 to 1636 and encodes 495 amino acids. Gene Ontology annotation, biological process: regulation of transcription by RNA polymerase II. NCBI's taxonomy places the organism in Eukaryota, Metazoa, Chordata, Actinopteri, Beloniformes, Belonidae.